Molecule: messenger RNA, 2011 nt
Organism: Prorocentrum cordatum
Lineage: Eukaryota; Dinophyceae; Prorocentrales; Prorocentraceae
Source: the annotation of a GenBank genome assembly
CCUCCUCCUCCUCCUCCUCCUCCUCCCGCUCCCCCUCCUUCCGUUGCCAUUUUGGCUCAAGUCCGUCCCCUCCGUGGGAUCUCGGGCUUGGGCCGAAAUGAGUUCCACAGCUAUUUCGCCCAAGGCCCCCUGGCCGAGCGCCGCGCCGCCAGCGUUUGAGGCCGUCGGAUCCAGAUGUCCACGCGAUGGCGCCUGCUGCCUCUGCUGCUGACGCUGUUCGUCAUGCCGCACCGCAGGAGAGCUGACGCUCUACAUCGCCGCGCAUGCCAAGCUGUGCAAGGCGGUCGCGGCCCAGCACGCGUUGGCCAGCGCCAGACUCUUCAACUACACGUUCUCCUUCCACACGUUGCUGCGCCUCCAGCCGCCUUGCGGGUGAUCACUCCGCUGGGAACUUGCAGGGGCAACGAGCUGCCGCUGGUCGCGAACUUCCUGCAACUGAUUCGCGGGCGUCCUCCUGACGUUGCCCAUGGUCCUGAAGUUCGGCUUCACCGACGCGAAGAGGCAGAUGAUGCACCAGCCCAUGAUGAUCCUGCUCGUGCUGCUGCCGCCGAGGGCCGCCAUCUCCGCGACACCAAUCCGUUCUUCUGCAUGUGCAACCCGUUCAUGAAUCCGAAGUCCGCCGCCCGGUGGGUGGCCUGCCUGACCUCCUGCAAGCUGUUCCCGCUCCUGACGCUCGCGCUGACACUACCGUCGGCGCUGAUGGUGUUCUGCAUUCCCGACCCGUUCAACGAUCCGAAGUCCGCCGACUUGCUGAUGGCCUGCAUGACCCACUUCUCGGCGUUCUCCCUGCUGGUGCUGGUGACGCUCCUGCUUACGUCGCUGGAGACGGCGCCCCUGAUAGUGCUCUGCAUGAAGCUGCCGCUGCUGAACCCCGUCGUCGUGCUGUUGGUGUGGCUCUUACUGCUCUACGUCCCCUUGUACGGGUGUUCGAGACCACCCUGUCCACGGAGAGCGACCAGUACGUCGGGGCGCCGUCCGCAGGCUCAGAGUGCAACACGGAAUGCCCUAUGACAGGCCAUCCGAGUUCCACCCUUUCCAGGCCAUCCAAGGUUGUUGGGACUGGAGAGCUUGACUAUCCACAGGAAGCUCUGCAUGAUGUUGCUCGUGCCGCCCCACAGCCAGGAGUGGUUGUCGCUGCUCGUCCCGUCCGUCCCCCAGAAGAGCUGCAUGAUGUGGCUCGUGCCGUCCUGCCGCCUGGAGUGGCUGACGCGGCUCGUCUCGACCAUCCCGAAGCAGCUCUGCUUCCUGCUCGUGCCGUUCCGGACGCCGGGAGUGGCUAGCGCUGCACAUCACGACAACCACGAAGAAGCUCUGCACGUUGUUGCACGUGCCGUCCCGCCGCCUGGAGUGGCUGCUGCGGCUCGCCCCGACCACCCCCACGGAGUGGCGCAUGAUGAUGCUCGUGCCGCUUUGCCGCCUCGUGUGGCUUCUGCUGCUCGUCAAGCCAUUCCCGAAAAAACUCUGCAUGCUGAUGCGCGUGCCGUCCCGCCGCUUGGAGUGGCCGACGCGGAUCGUCGUGACCAUCCCGACGACGCCCUGCAUGACUGGCCAGCUCCUGGCAUGCCGUUCCUUCGCCGCUCGGACUUUCUGCAACUACGUGUCUGCAGUACGACUUUCGCUUGCAGUGUCGAUGAUCUGUUGCAGCGUGCUGCUGAGCGCCAGCAUGAUGAUCGUGGAUUCUCGCCGCUCGGAGUGGCGUCUGAGGCCCCCGCCCGCUUUUGUAGCAAUGUGCCCCCCGCCCCGCUCGCCUCUUCCCGCUUGUCGCCCUUGUCUCUGCCUCCCAUCCCCGCGUUUCCCGCAUUUCAGCGCACGCACGAAUGCACAUCCGCUCUCCGCGUGUCUGGCCCCGCGCUCCACGCAGCGCGCGGGUUGCCUGUGCGCCUGAGCACCACCACAGCUCACGUAUGGAAGUAGAGGGCGGCGGACUCGGGCGGGACUUCUUUCCUCUUCUCGCGUCGUGCCCGCUUGCCCUCGUCUCUUCCUCUUUGGGUACUUGCACUCCCGCUCCCCC